This is a messenger RNA of Stereum hirsutum FP-91666 SS1, 1267 nucleotides long. RefSeq names its product NAD-P-binding protein. The transcript is spliced from 7 exons. Gene Ontology annotation, molecular function: oxidoreductase activity, acting on the CH-OH group of donors, NAD or NADP as acceptor. Lineage: Eukaryota; Fungi; Basidiomycota; Agaricomycetes; Russulales; Stereaceae. Bases 63 to 1118 code for a protein of 351 amino acids. The record is from RefSeq and is a predicted model, not a curated record.
AAGCCGGUCUCAUAACUCGCUAUCGAUUCUCCUCCUUCGGGUCCUUCCUCGUUGCCUAUAAGAUGUUCAUACUUGUAACCGGUGCUUCUGGCUUUCUCGGCUCACAUGUCGUCAAACAGCUCCUGGAAGCAGGUCAUAAAGUACGAGGAACCGCUCGAGCGAGUAAAGCCGAGCAUGUUCGUUCUGCGUACAAAGCUUAUGGCGACAGGUUCGAGGUCACUGUCGUAGAAGACUUCAGUAAUUCGGAUCUCAGCGAUGCUUUCAAAGGCGUUGACGCUCUGGCGCACGUCGCGUCACCGCUCAGUCAGAUGUUUGAAUUGAGUGCGGAGGAAGUCUUGAAGGGGGCUAUUGACGGGACGAUCCGAGUCCUUGACUCCGCCUCCAAAGCCGGCGUGAAGAAGAUCGUCGUCACGUCCAGCACCUCGACACUUUCCCAUCCUAACGAUGUGUGGAUCAGUCGAUUCUACGGAGAUCAAGAUUGGAAUCCGCUCACAUACGAAGAUGCGACGAAACCUGGCGCGAAUCCUAUGCAUGUAUAUGCCGUGUCGAAGAAAGUGGCGGAAGAAGCUGUGAGGAAGUUCGCGAAAGAACAUCCAGAUGUGGAUAUCGCUACCGUCCAUCCCGCCCUCAUCAUCGGCCCUACCGGUCCCAGCCAGGUCCUCCCUACAGGACAGGCCGCCGACGGCUCCAAUACCGCUAUCUACAUGCUCCUUCAAGGAUCCCGGCAACCGCUCCCCGAGCCCAAAUCCUUAAUGUUCCCUCCUGUGUUCAUCAACGUAGAAGACACCGCAAGAGCACACGUAUUACUCCUCACCGGCACUAGCAGUACUCCUUCCCUGCCGGCAGGACAGGUCAAGAGAGUGGUCCUGUACGAUGGGCUCAUGAAGUGGCAUGAGGCCGUACGUUAUUUGGAGGAGACGAGGCCGGCGAUUAGGGAGAGGUUGUUUGUGGUUCCGGAGGGGUAUGAGGGGGAUGAAGGGUGUGCGAGGUCGGAUGGGACGAGUUCGGAGAGGUGGGUCGGGAUGAAGAAGGAGGAUUAUAAGGGGUGGAAGGAGACUUUGGAUGCGACUGUGGAUUGUAUUUUGAAAAGGGAGUCGGAGUUGGGUGGGGAGAAGUAGACGUCCGACGGAGAAUAAGGUCCACGGGACUACCGCUAGACCACUCUAACUUGAAUAUCUUCUCGGAUUUGUGGGUCAUGACGCGCACCUUGCUGUUUUAUAGGGAUAGCUUAUCUCUCCGUAGAGGUAGUACACUAAUUCCUAGUCAC